Molecule: messenger RNA, 2909 nt
Organism: Armigeres subalbatus
Lineage: Eukaryota; Metazoa; Arthropoda; Insecta; Diptera; Culicidae
Gene: MED16
Product: mediator of RNA polymerase II transcription subunit 16
Exons: 7
Coding region: 179-2641 (820 amino acids)
Biological process (GO): positive regulation of DNA-templated transcription
Cellular component (GO): mediator complex
Molecular function (GO): protein binding
Source: RefSeq, a predicted model, not a curated record
CACUGCAACACUGCAAGCAACCGGACCGAGUUUGUUUUGUUUUACAGAUUGAUGCGUUUCAUUUUCAAUUUUUUUAUUCAGCGAAGUUAGAAAAAAUCGCUGUUCCAUUAAUAAAAUAUUCGAUUCGUAAGCUAAGCUUUAUUAGAUACGCUAUCGUGGGUUAGUGGAUAACUUGGAAAUGGAUCUUCUGUAUACCACUCAUCGCAAAGGCAACGCCAACACUUUCAGCUUCACGGAUACGCAACAAAACUUCGAGUUCAUCUGCAACACCUCGCCAUGCAAUAUACUUGCCUUCACCACGACCAACGAGCUAACCGAGCCAUCGCCCAUUCAGGGCUGGGGCUUCCACAUCUACGUGGUGGAUUUGAAUGCACCCUGGUUCCCGUACCACGUCACCUCGAACAAGUAUCCCAUCUCGGUUCUUGAGUGGGACGUUCUGGGGCGAUUUCUGCUAGUGGGUGACCGCAAUGGCCACGUGCAGAUAUUUAUCCAGAAGGAUAACUUGCUGUCGGAAUGGAAACCGGCGUACAGUGUAAAGUUUCCCGGUGAGAACAUCAUUGCUGCGGCGUUUUUUCACAAUGGAAGGAAGCUGAACCUGCAGAUGGAUAAGAAGGAUCAGUAUUUGUACCUGGAGAAGUUUCAGAAGGUGAAAUUCGCGGCUAGUGUUAGGCAGUUUGGUGGGGUUCCUGUGGAUGGAGUAUUGGUUGUUUCCGCAACUGGGAUGCUGGGAGCUUUCGUCAUCCCACCGGAGUCUAAUUCAAACAUUCAGAAAUUAGUAGAGCCAAUGAAGUUGGCGCCAAUGACCGAAAGCUUGGCGGUUACUCGUAAUUUCUACACGACCGCUGAUAUUUGCUAUGGCAAAAAUGGCAGUUUCAGAAUAGCAGUUGGUAAUGGGGACUCUAAGUUCACAAAUUCCAGUAUGAUUCAGUGCUUUCGUGUGACAAUUAAAAAGACUGAAGAAUCUCUGGAAAUCAAAAGUACGGUACUCCCAAGCUUCUUCCUGGCGAAAGGCAUGGGUAAAGAUUUGAAAGAUCUUCGCGUGGCCAACGUCAAAUGGGUUUUCAACGAGGAGGCCGAUUCAUUGAUUGUCUCCUCAAACCAUACCGGGGGUGGAUGUUUCGUUGAGCAAUGGGAGUUGAACGAAGAAUCCACUCCGAUUCACAAGCUGUUCCAAAACAAUAAGAAUGAGCCUUUCAAGACGUUGGUAUGGGCCAGCAAGAAUCAUUACAUGUACAAUUCAAAAGUGAUAAAAGUAACCACGACUAAAUUGAACUUUUUGAGUAAUUCGUUCAUUUAUCUGGCCAUGAGUGAUAACAGUAUCCACUGCUUGCAAAGAGAGUCUUUCAAACGGUUAACUUGCACGAAUGUUGUGUCUAUUCGCGAUCCAAACGAUCACUCAAGCAAGCAGAUUCGUUUAGGUAUCAAAAUAGGUGCAAUCGAUGUCACCAAUUUGGGGCACCUGUUCGUAACAUUGGAUACCUUUGGCCAACUGUACGUCUAUCGGUGCAACUUCAUGUGUCAGGACCAACUCGGAACACCGGCCCUGAUCGUGCAAACCGUGAACCUGCUUGAAUAUUGCUUGGUCACCGGACUGGAUUCUCUGGACAUCCUGCUCACGCUUAAGACGCAAAUUCUGGAAAAUGUGCUCGAGCGACUUACGGAAAACUUCCACAAACAGCCACCCAGCGUUCAACAGUAUUAUUAUGUCAACUUUCUCACCAUGAAGAUUGCAUUGUAUCGAUUAUCGAUUUCCGGACAGCAGAAAGCGCAUGAUUUAUCCAAUUUGCUGAUUUUGCACUCGAUAUUGAUUGCCUUCAAGAGUCUUCUGCGGCCGUCGGACUUAACCUCCCACGAUAAGGGCCCGGCGGAGAAUUUAGCGAUGGUCCUAUCGGAGUCCGUUCCCGAUGUGGACAAAGUGUUGCUAAAUGUGGAAGCGAAGGAGUUCACCAUGGAGCGGCCGACAUUGCAAAGUUUGCAACAAUUGAUUCAAUGGGUUGCCGAUUUGGCACUGAACAUUCUGGCGAAGCUGCCUGAAAGUCGUUCUUUUAUGUCCAACAAGUCUCAAGGCUACGACAUCAGUAAGGACCUCAUCGCCCUCAACAGCAUCCGCGAGCUGCUCGUUAUGAUCCGUAUCUGGGGUUUGUUGAACCCGCAAUGUCUUCCCGUAUUCUCACGGUCGGCGGACAACUUGGACAUUCUGGGAACGCUUUUCCGUUUGCUUACAAAGCUUUCGCUAAAUCCCAACGAACCGGACGAUCUGUUGCUGGACGAAUGCUGUUUGCUGCCAAAUCAGGUGCUGAUCCCACAGCUGCAGUACGUUCCGUCGAGGACCAUGAUCGCAUCGCCGUUACUACCGCAUGUAACUCUUCCUGUUAUGUGCGACUACGGCAUAGAGAACGAAUCGCUCAAGUUCUGCCCGGAGGUGCCGAUCGUCGAGGGAGGCCUCUCCAAUGAUAACGUGAUCGAUUCGGUGAUGUAUUUGCAGUUGGGUCGUCGACCGCCCUCCCUACGGCGAUGCACGCGCUGCGGAUCGUGUAGCAGCGUGGUCAGCGUAGCUAAAACAGCCGCCAUGAAGGCCUGGGAGCAGCGGUGGUUCGACAAGUGUCGAUGCAACGGUUUCUGGCGACUCGAGAUUGCUUAGCUACCCAGCAUUAAGGACCAAAGUGAGAUUCCACUAUCGAGACUAACGAGACACCAUGCAAGCAGCACACGAAGCAGUGAUGUAAUGUGUUGCAGGUAACACUCUAUGACCUACACUGAAAUUUAUUACUUACUUUAAAUCAAGAAGAGACAGCACUCGACGACUUUCACAAUACAAUCGCGUAAGUAUUUUGUUUUUUAAUAUAUGGAAUACGUGUGUAGUUUCAUAGGAUAUAUGUAAAUAUUUAAUAAAACUGUAUUAUACUUGA